CAGAACACAGAUGCAUCGGCGAGAUUCGUCACGAGGCUCUUCGUGCGCGCUUUCAGCUGCAGAUCGUCUCCCGAAGGCCACAACCACCAGCCUGCUCGGACAACACAACUCCUCUUUUGCGAGCGCCGCGUGCAGCGAGUCACCAACGCCUAAUAUCCGCCUUCUGGCCGAUUCGUUGGUUUCCAUUCAACUCUCUCGGCAUCUUCGUGAUGCGUGACUCCAGCUCGUGAAGUCAGCACUCGUUACUAGACUUCCGUACCUACUCGGCCAUGACAAUGGCACGGAGUCCAUCCACCGCUUUCGACUUUCCGGCGAUGAAGUCACAGAUUAAGGGCGUCGAGUCGCUCGUACCGUAUCCCGUCGCGCUCGCCUGGGCGGUCGUCGCGACGCUCCUCCUCUUCUGCUCGCUCACCCUCGUCGCCGUUCAGCUUCCGCAGCGAUGCGCGCAGUGCGACUGCGACUUAGCGCAACGAGAGACGCUCUUAGCGCUACGAGGCAGAGGCGGAGGCGGCGCGGGGGAAGCCGAGUCGUGCUCUGAUUGGGUAUCGACCAGCCGAGCCGUGCAAAGCGGCGGGCAGAGCGGUGGCGAUAGUACCGCGACGCCUCGAGUCAAUGUCGAGGACCCGUGGGCGUUUACGAAGUGGACGCCCCGCGUGUCGCCGUGCCUUGUAGCGGGGCUGCCUAUAGAGGAGCUGGACGCGCACCUCAACUUCCGCCGCGGGUGGACCCUCGGCUUCGUGGACGACGUGGAGGAUAAGACGCUGACCAUGCCGUUCCUGCGAGCCGCGAUGGACCCGAGCAUGCACCGGAGGAAGCGGAGGGUUUUGAUCGACCUUGGAGCCAAUAAGUUCGAGACAAGUGUCACCUGGUUUCUCCGGAUGUACCCCCUCGAUUUCACCGAGAUUCACGCAGUGGAAGUGCAAACCGGCCUGUUCCAAAAGCCAUCUACACCGCCGCUUGAGGUGCUUGCAUAUGAAAUCAACAAGCAGUCGCGGCUGCGUCCAUUUCGCAGGGGACCCGCGGGCUUUCCUGAUUGGCUGCUGCAGCGCGUCCAUCCCUACAACUUCUUCAUUUCUUCCGAGGACAACCAAGAAGAGGGCGUAGUGAACGUGACCAGGUGGCUGCUGGACGAGCUGCAGUUGAAAGAGGAGGAUUCAGUCGUGGUGAAGAUGGACAUAGAGGGAGCAGAGUGGGCCGUGCUGCCGCAGUGGCUCUCCAUCCCCAAAAUGUCAGCGAUAGUGGAUGAGCUGUUUGUAGAGGUGCACUACCACCACCCCUCCAUGGAGGCUUUCACUUGGACGCCGAAAAUAUUCAACCACACGCUCGAUGAAACGUCGAGAUUGCUGACCGAUUUGAGGAGAGCGGGGUUUUAUGUACAUCCUUGGCCAUAGACAGAGCAGUUCCCACCUCAAGAAGAGUGUGGCUACGAAUAUGUAUUUGAUACUUUGAAUGGCAUGCACUGACUCCCACGUGCCAGCAAUAGUGGAUGAGCUGUUAAAACCCAAAUCCCAAGUUACAAGGCGCGA
Closterium sp. NIES-67 is the source of this 1526-nucleotide messenger RNA. The record is from the annotation of a GenBank genome assembly. NCBI's taxonomy places the organism in Eukaryota, Viridiplantae, Streptophyta, Zygnematophyceae, Desmidiales, Closteriaceae.